Molecule: messenger RNA, 2278 nt
Organism: Papaver somniferum (opium poppy)
Lineage: Eukaryota; Viridiplantae; Streptophyta; Magnoliopsida; Ranunculales; Papaveraceae
Product: protein hook-like
Exons: 2
Coding region: 312-1121 (269 amino acids)
Source: RefSeq, a predicted model, not a curated record
AUCUCCUUAAAGUACACCUUGCCUAUUGCAGUGCGCCAGUACUACUAUGACUAUCAGUCACCUCACCUCACCUCCUCACUGAUCACUCUGAAAAAAAAUCCAGGGCAAUAAAAAACCCUUGUUUGGUUCUUCAUUUCUAGAUCUAAAAUUCUUAAACCAACUACAAUUAUCAAACCCUUUUCAAGAUCACUGGAGUGGAACACUUCUUCCUCAUAAUCACAGUAAGUUUCCCUCUUUGUGCUUCUUGAUUUUUUAGCUAUUGUGAUGUAGCUGCUGAGUGUUAGUCAGUUUUAGGCAAAAUUUUACACAAAAUGGAGAGUAGUACUAAGAUCAAGUUGGAAAAAAUCAAGAUAGAAAAGAGUGGUACAAAGAAAAACAUGAGAAAGAUUGAAAGAGAAAAGUAUGAAAUCAAGAUUGAAGUACUUAAUGAUCUAGUAAUGAAACAAGAGAGUGAGACAGAGUACAUAGAUCAGCUUAGAAGAGAGAUUCGAUGUUUGAUGCGAGCUAAUACAAAUGCUGAGUCUGGAACUAAGAUAUGGAAAAAGAAAUAUAGAGACAUGGAAUUAGAAAGCAAAGUUAAGAUGUUGAGAGAAGCAGUCAAUUAUGAGAAAGAACUAGAAGCUUUUAGAUUGAGAAAUGGUGAGUUGUCGGCAUUAGUUGAAGAGAAGAGAAUGGAAUGUGUUGGUCUUGAGGAGAAAUUGAAUGGGUUAAGCUCGAUGAAAGAUGUCGUGGAUAACGAAUUGAAAGGUGUUCAAAUCGAGUGUAGCGAGCUUAAGAAGCUGGUUACUGAAUUAGAAGAUGGACAUAGGGUUAUGUGUGAAAGGGAGAAGAAGCAGCAAGAACAGAUUUUGUACUUGUCAAAUGUGAAAGACAAGUGUGAGCAACUGGAGAGAAAGAAUAGGGAAUUGGAGCUUGAGAAGAAUAGACUAGAGGAGGAGCUUAAAAAGAAAAAUGGGGAAUUGGAUGAGGAGAAGAGAAGGAAGUGUGUUGGACUUGAGGAGACAUUAAAUGAAUUGAGCUUGAUGAAAGAUGUCGCCGAGAGGAAGAAUGUGGAAUUGGAGCUUGAGAAGAAUAAAAUAGAGAAGGAACUUAAUGAUACAUUGCAAUGUGCAAUGCCCUGAGAGAUCAAAACUCUCUUAUCUGUGAAAGAGAGAAGGUGGCACUAAACAAAAUCACUGAUUUGUAUGAGGAAAUAUGGAACUUGAGAAGGGAAAAGAGGGAUCUGUUUGGGACAGACAGUGCGAAUUCGGAUUCUUCAGAAAAAGAUGUUUCUGACAGUGAUGAAGAGAACAACAGUAGAAAUGAAAUAGAGGAAAUUCAGACUGGAAUUGGAAAUGAAAGAGAAGAAAUCAUGAGUGAGCCUAGAAGCAGAAGUGCAGAAAUCAUGAACGAAACUAGAGAGAAAAAUAAAGAAUCUACGAGUGAUAGAAGCAGCAAAAGUGAAGAAAUUCAGCACGAAGCUUCAGUCGACUUAGAUGAUGAAGCUUUACCAGAUGUUGGAGGUGAUUAUAGUAUCCCUAUAGACAUUGAAUCUGAUAGUCUCAUCGCAAUUAGUGACAGUGAAGAUAGUUCGGGAAGUGACGACGAUUCGCCACCUGAUAAUAGACUUGAGAGGCAUUUACCAGGUCCAAUAUGUGACACGCAUCUGAUUAGUUGCAAGAAGGAAUGGCCAGUUGGUUCAACACCCAAGCGAAAGUGGGCUGAAGAAACAGGAACGAGUGAAAUUAAGACUGAGGAUGAAUAUAAAAUGAAAUAACUUGGUGCAGGAAAAAAUGUACUUCUUGAACGCUUCUCUAUGGAGAUGCAGAAUCCUAGUGUAUCUCCACAAAGUCAAAAUAUUGAAGAAAAUAACUAAGCAAGAUUCUAAGGGUUGUAGUACGACGUGUCGCUUUUUCUCGUUCGAUGAAUUCAGGUGACGCUUUCACUGUUUCUGAAGUAGCUUCACCAGUAGUUGCACCCUGAGUUGGGGAAGCUACCACACCAUCUCCAAUGCGCUGAGUUUCUUUUUGUCUAGCCUGCAGUUCAUUUUGGUUUCAGUUAAAAGUGGAAAAAUACAAAAAUCGGGCAAGUUUCUCAUGGAUGGGAAUUAAGCAGGGGACCUGGAUAACUACUCAGAUCAGUUUAUUCAACACAUAUUAAGCUACUAAAGAUCCUUUUUGUUCUUCUACUGACCGACUACAGAAAUAGUUGACUGAGGUUGAGACUCUCUUUUAACAAUGCUUUGGUUAGGUUGUAGCUUUCAUGUAGGUUAUGUAAAUGAACGGAUCGAUGUGACUGU